Molecule: messenger RNA, 1242 nt
Organism: Trichoderma asperellum CBS 433.97
Lineage: Eukaryota; Fungi; Ascomycota; Sordariomycetes; Hypocreales; Hypocreaceae
Source: RefSeq, a predicted model, not a curated record
AUGCCCUCUUCGUCCUCUCUCCUCACUCUGGCCACGGUCGUUUCGGCGGUCAAUGCCGCCUACCAGGGCUUCAACUACGGCUCGACCUUUACCAGCGGCCAGCCCAAGGCCCAGACUGACUUUGAGGCCGAGUUCAAGACGGCUGCUGGCCUCGACGGCACCAAUGGCGCCUUCACCAGUGCCCGUCUCUAUACCAUGAUCCAGGGCGGCACCACCAAUGCACCCAUCAGUGCCAUUCCCGCUGCCAUCAGCACCAAGACAAGCCUGCUGUUUGGCCUCUGGGCUUCUGCUGGUGACGCUGCUUUUGCCAACGAGAUUGCUGCUCUGAAGAGCGCCAUUAGCCAAUACUGCGGUCAGAUGGACGGCCUGGUUGCCGGUAUCUCAGUUGGCAGCGAGGAUCUGUACCGAAUCACUCCUACUGGUGUUGCUUCCCAUGCUGGCCCCGGAGCUCAGCCCGGAACUCUGGUCAACUACAUCAACCAGGUCCGUGAUACCAUCAAGGGCACUUGCUUGGCCAAGGUCCCCAUUGGUCACGUUGACACCUGGAACGCCUGGGUUGUGGGAUCCAACAAGCCUGUGAUUGACGCCGUCGACUGGCUCGGCAUGGACACCUACCCCUACUACGAGAACACCAACUCCAACGGCAUCGCCAACGCCAAGGCUCUAUACGAAGCUGCUCUGCAGAAGAUCCAGAACGCCGGCCCCGGCAAGGAGGUCUGGGUCACCGAGACCGGCUGGCCCGUCAACGGCAAGAGCUCUGGUGACGCCGUUGCUUCCGUGAGUAACGCUCAGAAGUACUGGCAGGAGGUUGGCUGCCCCAACUUUGGCAAGACCAAUGUCUGGUGGUACACUCUUCAGGAUGCCGAGCCUAGCGCGCCCAACCCCAGCUUUGGUCUCAUUGGCAGCUCCUUGACCGAGAAGCCCCUGUUCGACCUCUCUUGCGCCAAUACUACUGGCUCGGAGCCUCAAACUACCGGUUCUUCAGGCUCUCAGACUACUGGUUCUGAGUCGCAGACUACUGGCGGCGCUGGUGGUGCCGGCGGUGCUCCCGCCUCCUCCACCUUUGCCUCUGUGCCCUUCCCCACGGCUAACAGCACUUCUUCCUCUGGUGGCUCUCCUACCGGCUCUGGAUCCAGCAGCAGCCCUUCUGCCUCAACUACCGCUCCUGGAAGCAGUGGUAACAAGCUGAGCUCUUUUGGGGCCGCCGCCGCCGCUGUUGCUGUGGCUGCUAUUGCUCUGUAA